Molecule: messenger RNA, 1500 nt
Organism: Lachancea lanzarotensis
Lineage: Eukaryota; Fungi; Ascomycota; Saccharomycetes; Saccharomycetales; Saccharomycetaceae
Product: LALA0S01e14510g1_1
Exons: 1
Coding region: 1-1500 (499 amino acids)
Biological process (GO): regulation of cyclin-dependent protein serine/threonine kinase activity; G2/M transition of mitotic cell cycle
Cellular component (GO): centrosome; cytoplasm; nucleus
Molecular function (GO): cyclin-dependent protein serine/threonine kinase regulator activity
Source: RefSeq, a predicted model, not a curated record
AUGUCUUUUGUGCCCAAUGAAAACUCCCACGAUGCCAGACCGCGAACAUUGAAGUCCACCCGCGCUGCCUUAAACAAUGUUACAAACACCACCAUUGCCCAAGAAGCAAAAACAUCGAAUUCGAGUGCCCGCUCGUUGGGUAAAGCGCUACGCACCGCAAGGUACAGGCUGCAAAAUGCUAAAUCAGCCGGCUCUCUGAUUCCACAAGCGAGACGUGAGGAAAAUGAACUAGAAGGCUCGUCAGUAACUUCAAAAAACCCAAAUCGGUCCAGUAUGAGCUCCAUAAGCACCACAAAUGUCACAAGUGCAACUUCAUCAGAAGUUGACAAGGAAAACAUGGACCCGUAUGUUAGGAAACUUCCCAGUAUUGAUGAAGAACAACAGCUGUCUCAACCGCAAUCGAUAUCGAGUUCCAAUGACAUGCUCAAUUACAGCACGAACCAAACAAUGCUCAAGGAUGCGGACCACAGUAGUGUGAUGCAAACAGAAAUUCCAAGCAGUAUGGAUGAAGAACAUGCCAAUGAACAACAUCCCGAUGAACUUGCAGAAGCAUUAGGCGAUGUUAGCAAAAAAAGGCCAAUAUCGACGGUGGUAGAACAUGAUGAACCUAAGAAGUUCAAGGUGUGCGCCAAGGGUACAGAGUAUGAGUGGGAAGAUCUUGAUGCUGAAGACGCCAGUGACCCGUUUAUGGUCAGCGAAUACGUCACAGAAAUCUUCGAAUAUUUACACAAACUCGAAAUAAUGACAUUGCCCAACCGCCAUGAUCUUUACAAACACAGUAACAUUCGACAAAACAGAGAUAUUCUAGUAAACUGGAUGGUUAAGAUUCACAAUAAAUUUGGGCUACUUCCGGAGACACUUUAUCUCUCUUUGAAUAUCAUGGACAGAUUUCUCUGUAAAGAGCUAGUACAACUAGAAAAGCUACAACUAGUAGGCACUGCAUGUCUUUUCAUUGCCUCUAAAUAUGAGGAAGUCUACUCGCCCAGCGUCAAGCAUUUUGCAUACGAAACUGAUGGUGCAUGCGAUGAAGAUGAAAUAAGAGAAGGUGAAAAGUUUAUUUUAAAGACACUCGAGUUCAAUCUCAAUUAUCCCAACCCAAUGAACUUUCUAAGAAGGAUUUCGAAGGCAGAUGAUUACGAUAUACAAUCUCGAACGCUUGCGAAAUACCUUUUGGAAAUAUCAGUAAUUGAUUUCAGAUUCAUCGGAGUUUUACCGUCCCUAUGUGCUGCAACGGCAAUGUUUCUUUCAAGAAAAAUGUUGGGAAAGGGAAAAUGGGAUGGUAAUCUGAUUCAUUACAGCGGCGGUUACACAAGAGAAGAGCUCGCUCCCGUGUGCAACAUGGUGAUGGACUAUUUGGUUCAGCCUGUGAUUCAUGAUGAAUUUUUCAAGAAAUACGCAUCCAGAAAGUUCAUGAAAGCAUCGGUUAUUUCAAGACAGUGGGCCAAAAAAGUUGUUGCCCACGGUUACGACAUCAUGACUUUGCAUGAAACUUCAGAAUGA